This is a messenger RNA of Scheffersomyces stipitis CBS 6054, 411 nucleotides long. RefSeq lists its product as uncharacterized. NCBI's taxonomy places the organism in Eukaryota, Fungi, Ascomycota, Pichiomycetes, Serinales, Debaryomycetaceae. The transcript has 2 exons. The annotation marks the transcript as partial. The record is from RefSeq and is a predicted model, not a curated record.
AUGCAGGGCUCUUACAAAAACAACGGUUUACCCAGACCGUACUACAUGAAGCCUCAGUCUAAGAGAAAACACUCACCCUAUGAUAACAUGAAGAUGCCAGUAGCAUUCUUCACCUCGUCUCCCAGAAAGAUCUUGGGUUAUUUGAUACUUUUGUCAUUGUUUGGAACAUGUGUAUACUGGAUUUCGCAGGAUAUGAGACCUUCUCCUCCUCCGUCAUACGAGAUAAUUAAGCCAGAAACCAUCAAAGCUACCAAAAUAGCCAACGCUGUAGGUUCUAAAGCAGACAAGGAAGCUCUCAAUAUCGAUUUGGCUGAAAAUUUGGCAGCUGGAUCAAAAGGACAAAAAGGUAUAGGAGUAGCAGAAGCUCCUAAAGGUGGUAUUGCCAAUGAAGCUGCAGUGGUAGGUAGUGAU